AUGGGGGCGGGGACGGCUGGGGAGCUCCCAGCCAACUCUGUGUCUGGGUUUUUCAAGAGGAUGGUGAAGUCGGAGGCCAGCAAUGCGGCUACCGCCUAUUUCCGUCCAGCAAGACCCUUGCCCUCUCUGGUCACAGUCCUGGGGCUGGGCUACUUCGCGUGGGUUGUCUUCUGGCCUCAGAGUAUCCCUUAUCAGAACCUUGGGCCCCUGGGCCCCUUCACUCAGUACUUGGUAGACCACCAUCACACCCUCCUGCGCAAUGGGUAUUGGCUUGCCUGGCUGAUUCAUGUGGGAGAGUCCUUGUAUGCCAUAGUAUUGUGCAAGCAUAAAGGCAUCACAAGUGGUCGGGCUCAGCUACUCUGGUUCCUACAGACUUUCUUCUUUGGGAUAGCGUCUCUCACCAUCUUGAUUGCUUACAAACGGAAGCGCCAAAAACGAACCUGAAGAUGUCUGAAAGCUUGCUCUACACUUUUACAUUCAUCCUCACCUUUUUUUUUGUGGGGUAGGGGAGGUGCAGUAUUUACUCCGUGAUCUUUCUACUUUCUAGAAACUGUCUGUCCUUCAAAGCUAUUUAAGACCCCCUCGUUAGUCAGUUUUUUCUCUUAUACGCUCUGGUUGAGCUUGAAUAGACCACUUGUUACUUAAGAAAGAAACAGAGAAAGAUUUUAGCUUUUCAAUCCUAUUUGGCAGAGGACUUCAGCUACCUUCUUACAGUCUUUGGCUGUGUUGGCGCCCUUGUGUGCUCUGAGCUAAGCCACAUACUAAUUGACAUUUUGGUUUGUAUACCCUUGCUCCCACCUUCUGAUGAAAACACCUUACCCUCACAACCACCAUCUUUCCUCUCCUUUCCCAAAGCUCUUUCCACCUUGCUGCACUAAGAUAAAGUGAUACUUCCACUAUAUGUCAAUUCCAUACACAUUUAUUAGGUACCUGUGAGGUAGGAUCCUAUCCGCUCAAACUUCCAUUUCUCAUGCUACAGAGAAAGAUAAGGAAGAUGAGCAAGUGCCUGGAAUGGGGCAGGCUGAGCCAUCACACAGGCAUAGAGGCACGCUGAGAACCCAGAGGGGAGACUGCAGAGUGCCUUCCCUGAUGCUGCAGCUGGAAGUGAUCCUUCCCUUCCACCUGGCCCCUGGGACACUGUGCUCUGUAGUGUGCAGGGCCUGAUGGCACUGCUAGAUUGCUCCUUCAGCGCAGGGCCACAGCUUAAACAGCUUUACCUUUCCCCUCAGCACCUUUCCCACUAUCUUGCACACAGGUGCUCUAACCAUGUUUAUUGAACAAAGGAGGGAAACUGAUUUCACUUUCACUUGUUCAUUCGCAUUCCAAUUUUUAUGUGAAAAUGGCACAACCCAUUUGGGGUACCCUCAUCCCAAAAGAAAAGCCCAAGUCUACCUUUCACUGGUACCACCCUUUUUGUGGGUUCCUUGGGGAGAAACCUUUAUCUUUUUCAUACCUUUCUAUUCUCAAUCACUUCUCCAAAAGUGUCUCUUCCCAGCUCUGAUUUAUUCAAAAUGCACAAGCAUUUCUGUUUAGAGAUCCUAGCCCAUGGGUUAUCCAGCUAGUUACUACCUCUCCUGUUCACUUAGUUAUACUUUAUUAUUGCUCACAGGUUGGGGAGGCAGAAUGACUCUGUCACCACUAGGAGCCAUUAGGGCUUCUUCCCUGGAGGACUGCCUGCUUGCUUUCUGGGGACACUAGCCCUCAUUUCCCUUCUGUGGUACAGUGGGGCAAGUUAUUUGUAUUAAGCAAACAUUUAUGGGAAGAAAUCCCCUGCCCAAAACGGAGCCCCCAAGUAAAGCACAACCCCGAAAUAUUAUGAACUAUGAGUUGUCUCUAGUGGAGAUAAAUUUCUGCAACUAUAUCUCAGUCUUUCCCUCUGUUUCUCUGGUGAUUAAGUUGCUUUUUGGUAAGGAAAAGGAUUUUUGACCAUAGAGUUAGGCAUCAUGGAAAUUCAAACCAGAUUUCUUAAUACCUGGUCUUCCUCAAAGAGAAAUAAUAACAGUAAUAAUGGUGCAGGGAACAAUAUGGCAGAUUAUUGAAUGAAAUGGAUUAACUGGAAUAAAACGCUGUGAAUUAUCUCUAGUUGAA
Messenger RNA from Nomascus leucogenys (northern white-cheeked gibbon), 2088 nucleotides. It is a transcript of the gene TMEM254, whose product is annotated as transmembrane protein 254. NCBI's taxonomy places the organism in Eukaryota, Metazoa, Chordata, Mammalia, Primates, Hylobatidae. The record is from RefSeq and is a predicted model, not a curated record.